AUGAUGCUAUUGAUGGUGACCCUCAUUGCUCUUACGCUCGAUGCCGCCACGCGUAUCGUUUACGAAUCCGAUCCUAUCAGACUGGAAGUGCCCGAAAGGCUGGCUAUGAACAUGCACCAUUUAGCCUACCUCGAGGGCAACCCGGAGCAGCCGUACGGCAUCCACCUUCAACUUCAGAGUCAAGCGUUUUAUCGCAUGAUGAUCCAGCACUACUACGAGUACAAACUUGGCCCAGUCAACAGAGCUCUUAAAGAGGGUAAGCGUCAGAUUCUGUUGCUCCCAAUAAUACAAGGAAGGCUACCCGACCACCUGUAUGAUAUUGAGGCGGCUUUUCGGACGUACGAUCAGCUCGUCUCCGACUUCUGGGAGCGCCAUGCUCUGCUGUUCUUUGAAGGUCUGUACAAGCGCAAACCUGUGAACCCGAACGAAGCAAACCACUUCAGAGAUCUCCGAUCCACCUUCUCUCAGCUGCCAUCGGACCGUAAAUCUGUUUUCGCCAAUACGAUCCGAAGAAAAGACGAGACGUACGAUCAUCACUUUAGUGCUGUCGCGCUGUCUUUCAAGCCAAGCGCCCUUGACCAAAUGCAGAGGGUACAGAACGGCGACACCGACUUUGAGAGGAAGAUCAGCAAUCCCCUUGCAUCGAGCUCGGGAAGCGGCGCUUCCUCCGCUUGA
Molecule: messenger RNA, 675 nt
Organism: Moesziomyces aphidis
Lineage: Eukaryota; Fungi; Basidiomycota; Ustilaginomycetes; Ustilaginales; Ustilaginaceae
Source: the annotation of a GenBank genome assembly